Lemur catta (Ring-tailed lemur) is the source of this 2348-nucleotide messenger RNA. It is a transcript of the gene PCBP3, whose product is annotated as poly(rC) binding protein 3. Lineage: Eukaryota; Metazoa; Chordata; Mammalia; Primates; Lemuridae. Gene Ontology annotation, biological process: regulation of RNA metabolic process; regulation of gene expression. Gene Ontology annotation, molecular function: mRNA binding. The record is from RefSeq and is a predicted model, not a curated record. The coding region runs from base 261 to 1649 and encodes 462 amino acids. Gene Ontology annotation, cellular component: nucleus; cytoplasm. The transcript is spliced from 14 exons.
CAGUAAUGUAUUGAAAUUAACACACGAUUUAAUAAAUAUUCUUUCAAAAUCAGCAUACAUACAAAAAAUGUACUAAAUGCUAUAGGGAGAACACUCACACAAUUUGACUACAUUUUAUUUGGGUUUCUCAUCUGCGAAGCGGAAGCCUACCUGUGUGUGGAGUUGCUCGUUCGGGGUAUUCAGGGCAGUGUGCCCAGGACGGGCGCCUGCUGCCUGCCCUCCCUGCACCCCACGCUGAAGGAACGUUUACUGCUCUGCUGAUGCGAGAGGUGGUUCUGCGGAAGCCCGGCUCUAGUGGACAAGACCGUCCACACGUGAGCUCACACAGCCUGUGUGUUUGUGUUCCAGGUCGGUGGCUCCCUGACAAACACCCGUCCUACACAUCCCAGUUCUGCUUAUGGAGCUCUGAGUUACAUAAGCUGAGCCUUUGCUGUCUGUGCGUCUGCUCUGAACCGUACAGCCUGCCUAUGGGAGAAGGUGACACCUUCUGGACCCCGUCUGUCCUUCCUCACAGCGCCCUCAGCACCUUAAGCCAUCACCCCCAGCCGCAUUUUGGGAGAAAGAUGGAGUCCAAGGUCUCAGAGGGCGGCCUGAACGUGACGCUGACCAUCCGCCUGCUGAUGCACGGAAAGGAAGUCGGGAGCAUCAUUGGGAAGAAAGGAGAGACAGUGAAGAAGAUGCGCGAGGAGAGUGCCGCGAGGAUCAACAUCUCGGAGGGGAACUGCCCAGAGAGAAUCGUGACCAUCACAGGCCCCACAGACGCCAUCUUCAAGGCCUUUGCCAUGAUCGCCUACAAGUUUGAGGAGGACAUCAUCAACUCCAUGAGCAACAGCCCUGCCACCAGCAAGCCCCCGGUGACACUACGGCUGGUGGUGCCUGCGAGCCAGUGCGGGUCCCUGAUCGGCAAAGGUGGCUCCAAGAUCAAGGAGAUCAGGGAGUCCACAGGUGCCCAGGUCCAGGUGGCCGGGGACAUGCUGCCCAACUCCACGGAGCGGGCGGUGACCAUCUCGGGGACCCCGGACGCCAUCAUCCAGUGUGUCAAGCAGAUCUGUGUGGUCAUGCUGGAGUCCCCACCGAAAGGUGCCACCAUUCCCUACCGCCCAAAGCCCGCCUCCACCCCUGUCAUUUUUGCAGGUGGUCAGGUAAGAGCCGACCCGCUCGCGGCCUCCACUGCCAACCUCAGCCUUUUACUGCAGCCGCCGCUGCCCGCCUACACCAUCCAGGGACAGUACGCCAUCCCCCACCCGGAUCAGUUGACCAAGCUCCACCAGUUGGCCAUGCAGCAAACCCCCUUUCCUCCCCUCGGACAGACCAACCCCGCUUUCCCCGGAGAAAAGCUGCCUUUACACUCCUCCGAAGAAGCUCAAAAUCUGAUGGGCCAGUCGUCAGGUCUGGACGCCAACCCCCCAGCCAGCACUCACGAGCUCACCAUUCCCAAUGAUCUAAUAGGCUGCAUAAUCGGACGCCAAGGGACCAAAAUCAAUGAAAUUCGGCAGAUGUCUGGAGCUCAGAUCAAAAUUGCCAAUGCCACCGAAGGGUCGUCCGAGCGUCAGAUCACCAUCACGGGGACCCCGGCCAACAUCAGCCUCGCCCAGUAUCUCAUCAACGCCAGGCUGACGUCCGAGGUCACCGGGAUGGGCGCGCUCUAAUCCUGCCCAGCUUCCUCUGCUCCGCGGCAGCCGCGUCACCGCCCGCUCGAGCCCCGGCCCGGCUCGCACACUGUACAGACCACCCGCCCUCCUGCAGAUCCAGAGGGCCCCUCACGAGCAGACGGGGGUGCCACGUCACACUCGCAGCGAGGCCGACCCGCGUCUCCGCGAGCCCCAGGCCCGUCCCGGCCGCCUCUGUGAAUCCACGUAGGCCCCGCUCCGUCCAGGCGUCGCAUGCUGCGGUAGUUCCUUCACACGCGUGGGGUGUCCCCGUGAGACACUUAGAUGUAUUGCUGCUUCGUGUCAGUGUACCCGUCUGUUCAGGGGUCGGCGUGGCGCUCCGACAGCACAUCUGCACACGCCCUCCUCUGCCCCGAGACCCCUCCCCUCUCACUUGGCCCUGUCUGAGGCUCGAUUUCCCCUGAGCCCUGUCGUCUGGGCUCACGUUUCCACCUCAGGGGCUUGUGCUGGGAUCGGGGGUGCCCCUCCCGCAAGCCGGGGGAGUGUGAGAGAGGGAGCUCGGAGGAUGUGGGGCCGUGGCCCGGGGGGUGCAGAGGUGGCGGGUGGUGGCCCUGACUUCACUGCGAUGUCACGUGCAGGAAGGCCCUGCGCCCGGGCGUGUCCCAGGGAGGACGGGGAGCAGGGAUGCACCAGGAAGCCCCUGCGCCCCUCGGAGCUCAAUAAAUGUCGUGGCCCCCA